UAUUGAUAGCCAGAUGUAAACGGCCAAAAUCAAAAUAAAGAAAACAAAAGAAAAUUGUGUAAAUGGGGAAAAAGAAAAUGUAACGGUUGUUCAAGAGGAAUUUUAAUUCAUUUAUGGGCUCGUUAUCUAUUUUUCGAACAUUUUUAAGUUAUGUUUUUUGUUUGGUAGAUGCUGGACGUAUUUCCCUUGAGGUACAGGGUGGCAUGGUUUUACUUUUAUUCACAUAAUUCCCUCUUUUGAUUAAACCUUGUAAUUCUUGUAUCAAUUACUAAGACAAUCAUGGAAAGUCUUGGGGAUAGGGUUUAUGCUGCAGAAAGAAUAAUGAAAAAGAGAAUGAGAAAGGGCGUAGUCGAGUAUUAUGUAAAAUGGAAAGGAUGGAGCCAAAAGCAUAACACUUGGGAACCUGAAGAAAACAUUCUAGAUGGUCGACUAAUUGAGCAGUUUGAACAAUCCCAAAGGCCUGAGGGAGGAGCAAAAAGAGGCCCCAAGAAGAAAAUAAAAAAUGGACCGCCAAAAGAAAUAGAAACUGAGGACGAAGGUGAAGAAAGUCAGGAUGAAGGUCCAACAGAACUGCCAGAAGAAAAAGAAAAGCCUGAGAAACAAAAAAGGAAAAAAAGUGAAGAAAAAGAAGUCACAGCUUCAUUGAACUAUGAAAUUAAAGAGGCUAAAAUAGCAAAAGAAAUAAAGCUGGAUAUACCAGAACAAAAAUCAGAAGAUCCUAAAAUACCAGAAAAAGACAAAGAGAUGAAGUCUGAAAAAUUAAUUCAGAGUGAGGAUGAUUUGCCACUUUUGCCAAAACUAGAUAUAGGCACUAAAAGGAAAGCCGAAGUUUUGUCAAAAGAAAGUGGCAAAAUUGGUGUUACUAUUACCACCAGUAGCUCCACAGCUCAAGAUACACCUCCAGCUAAACUGCCAAAGCUAUCACCAAAAUCACAAUCAGCUCAAGUUCCAAGCAAACCUUCAACUAAACUGCCACAAAAAGAAGAAGAGGUCAAAGAGGUGCCAACAACUUCUGCAAUUCCAUCCACUGCCAGCCCCACUAUUUUGACAGCUACUGCCCCUAUAUCUAAUCAGGAUAAAUCACAGCUUUUGGACAAUAAGCAGGCAAUCACAGAUGCAGCUUUGCCCCAUUGUUCAACAAAAGAAGCUGCAUCUCCUACAGAGACUGGAGAGAGACCUGAGAAAAUUGAGCCAGAAGAAGAACUUUUAAGCCCAGGCUGUGAUUAUUGGUUAUCCAGAAAUCCUGUAGCCAAUCAAGUAUUUAUAACAGAUGUCAGUGUAAAUUCAAAAAGUGUUACUAUUAGGGAAUGUAAGACGGAAAAGGGAUUUUUCAAAGAGAGGCGACAGAAGAAAGAAGGAGCGAAGUAAGGGGGCAUAGUCUAAGGAAGGUUUUAAAUUAAGCUAUUUAUUUUAUAAAUAUUAUUUUAAGCUAUUUAUUUUAUUCCUCUUCGGUGUGGUUCAUUGUAUAUAAGUUUUUUAGCAUCUGAAUUUAAGACUUAAAAAAGCCUUUUUAAGAAUCUAAGAAGAGAUAUUUUUGACACACUGUUUUGUCUUUAAGUAUAAAACAUUUUUGCAUAAAAAUUAACUUAUUUUUGAUAGUUUUAAGGCAUUUUUAAAAGUAGGUUAUUUUAAUUUAUGUAGUAAACUGGUUUCCACAGUAGAUUUUAAUUUUAAAUGUUGAUUAUUUUCUAUAUUUGAAGUACUUUUUUUUACUAAACUCUACGAUUUUAAUAUUUUUGACCGUGAUUUUAUGAGCUUAUACUUAUUUAUAGUUAUAUUUUAUUAUAAUGUCGUUUAUCUAUAAA
Molecule: messenger RNA, 1805 nt
Organism: Anthonomus grandis grandis
Lineage: Eukaryota; Metazoa; Arthropoda; Insecta; Coleoptera; Curculionidae
Product: polycomb group protein Pc-like
Exons: 7
Coding region: 280-1368 (362 amino acids)
Source: RefSeq, a predicted model, not a curated record